This is a messenger RNA of Drosophila rhopaloa, 501 nucleotides long. RefSeq lists its product as uncharacterized. Gene Ontology annotation, molecular function: odorant binding. Bases 29 to 391 code for a protein of 120 amino acids. The transcript is spliced from 2 exons. The record is from RefSeq and is a predicted model, not a curated record. Lineage: Eukaryota; Metazoa; Arthropoda; Insecta; Diptera; Drosophilidae.
UAUAUAUUGAAAAACCAUCUGGGAAAUAAUGGUCUUGCUCAUUUCGGUAUUCCUGAUUAGCACCUUAGUUCUGGCAGCUGCCGACUUACCACCGCUUACUUAUAUUUAUACCUGGAAAUGUGCCAAAAUACACGAAGUUCCCAGUGAAGAAGCCGAAGAUAUCACAUUGAGAUACAAAAUCAAAAACGAAACGGCAAAUGUCAAGUGCUUUUUACAGUGUUACUUGGACAGAUAUAAGGCCUUGGAUGAAAUAAGGGAAAGACUGGAAAAUUUAAAACACAAGCACAACUGCGAUUCGAUCAAGAAUAACGAUAAGUGCGUGGAGUCCUUUGAGAAGUUCAAAUGUUUCAUUAAAAUCGAGGAAAAAGUUCGAGAACUGGGAAAUGGAUAAAUAUCCAGUUUAAGAAGUCCAAAUGCUUCAUUGAAUUGGACAUCAGAAGCCAAUAUAUUUUAAUGUUAAUGUAACAAGUAAAAUAUACCUUUUUCUGUGCUUCUAUAAAA